This is a messenger RNA of Hyposmocoma kahamanoa, 2286 nucleotides long. Its product is annotated as potassium voltage-gated channel subfamily C member 4-like. Gene Ontology annotation, molecular function: delayed rectifier potassium channel activity. The record is from RefSeq and is a predicted model, not a curated record. Gene Ontology annotation, cellular component: neuronal cell body membrane; voltage-gated potassium channel complex; axon. The coding region runs from base 1 to 2286 and encodes 761 amino acids. NCBI's taxonomy places the organism in Eukaryota, Metazoa, Arthropoda, Insecta, Lepidoptera, Cosmopterigidae. Gene Ontology annotation, biological process: potassium ion transmembrane transport. The transcript is spliced from 13 exons.
AUGAAAACAAUCAAUCGGUUGAGCUUAAUCGUUCUGGAAUUAGAAAAACCGACACCUUCGGAGAUUCGAACCGACAUCUUCUGGACAGGAAAACUACACUACCCGACAAAUGUAUGCGGGCCGUUGUUCGAAGAGGAGCUGGAGUUCUGGGGGCUGGACUCCAACCAGGUGGAGCCCUGUUGCUGGUCAACCUAUAGCAUACACAGGGAUACACAGAAUACCUUGGCAAUUUUGGAUAAGCUGGACAUCGAUAGCGAAAAGCCGUCAGAAGAAGAAAUCGCCCGAUUGUUCGGCUACGAAGAGGCUUAUGUUUCUGGAGAACUUGGAGUCUGGCAGAGGCUUAAGCCCAAAGUGUGGGCUCUGUUUGAUGAGCCGUCCAGCUCACCACCUGCAAAGGUGAUAUCGGCAAUAUCGGUGUUCUUCAUCUGUAUAUCAGUUCUAUCCUUCUGUCUGAAAACGCAUCCAGACCUACGAGUGCCCAACCCUCCGCUUGUAUCAAUAACAGACAACAGUACCUACAACUUUACGAUAGAACAUCAAUUCAGAGACCCCUGGGAAGACAAUGGACAGCCACAUGAAGCAUUCUUCUACAUUGAACUGAUUUGUAACGUGUGGUUCACUAUUGAGUUGAUGGUGAGAUCUGUGGUAGCACCAAAUAUAAUAGAAUUCAUCAGAUCUCCAGUAAACAUCAUAGACUUUAUAGCGACUCUCAGUUUCUACAUGGACGUUGUUGUUGAAUAUGCAGUUGUCCGAAAAACCGCAGAUAAAUCAGACAUUUUAGAAUUUAUCUCUAUUAUAAAGAUUUUAAGGUUAUUUAAGCUGACAAGGCACAGUCCAGGACUGAAGAUCUUGGUGCAUACGUUCAAGGCCUCAGCGAAGGAGCUGACGCUACUGGUUUUCUUUUUGGUGCUGGGCAUCGUUAUAUUUGCCAGUUUGGUCUAUUACGCUGAGAAGUCACAGGACAACCCAGAUAAUCAAUUCAAAUCCAUCCCCCUAGGCCUGUGGUGGGCCAUAGUGACAAUGACGACAGUGGGAUACGGAGAUAUGGCUCCGAAGACAUACCUCGGCAUGUUCGUUGGCGCUCUAUGCGCGCUGGCCGGCGUGCUCACCAUUGCGCUGCCGGUACCUGUCAUCGUGUCGAACUUCUCUAUGUUUUACUCGCACACACAGGCGCGGUCAAAACUUCCCAAGAAACGUCGUCGAGUGCUACCUGUGGAACAACCCCGUAGGAAACGCGAGUGCACCGCUUCCAAUCGGAGAGUGAACGCAGUAAAACACCCUGUGGUGCUGAAGGAACUUUCGCCUGGAAAUAACAAAUUUGGAGUCAACGGUGUGAACAUGAUAAGCCUGGCUCUGCAAGGGCCCUCCAACUUACUUAGGCCGCCAACAGCCAACCCACAGCCUCUUCAGGCUCGAGCCCCCACGGUUGAAAGUCCAAUCGUGAACACCCAGUCAGCAGCCAUUUCCCUUGCGUCUCUGCAGCCCCCCCUGAUGACAGCACCACCCUUGCAACCAAGACCAGCAACCACAGGAUCCCUGGACCUUAUGCUGCCUUUACAACCAAAGUUACUACCAGGUUAUAACCUACAGAGCUCAUUUCUAUCCACCACUUUAUCCACUGUUAGGCCACCUGAUUUCCUUGACAAAAAUGAUUUAAAAGACGAGUUUAAGCCAAGUAUUGACGUGAUAGUCGAAAAAAGGGAAUCUGUAGAUUCUAUCGAGGAAGAUAGCUGUAAUAAUGAAAUUUUCGUAGAUAGUAAUGUCCAUCCAAUAUUUGAGGAUCGGGCCCUCACACCUAUCAGCUAUCAUCUUCAGGACUCCGUUGGUGCUGCAACGCAAUCUGCAUCUCAGGGAGUUCGCCUUUUUACGCAUGAUCGCAUAGAAAUCGUCAAUACGGGCUUCGGCAAACAUCCCCGACGCACUGCAGAAGCGCGGCCUCCCCAACAAAGCCCUGAAGAUGUUAUUAAACUGAACGCGCAGAGCACUCAAUUCCCCUGUCCGCUACCCGGAGGCGCUCCUCUACGCCACAACGGUCCACGGUACGCGACGAGGUCCGAGAUAUCAGACCUGAGGGAGCUGAAUGUGCCCAAAUGGUCGAAACCGGCACAAGACCGCAAGAAAUGGCAUAUUUUGGUGUCGGUGGCCAAGAUUCACUUCGGGUCGCUGAGCCAGCUAAAAGCAAUACCUCCUGCUAACGGUGAUAGGAUGUAUCGUGAUAAAAUCCUUAGAGGGGACACGUGCGCGGCUGUGGAACAUAAAAUGGAUUCUAAAUAUGAUGAAAUGUAA